Chara braunii is the source of this 1236-nucleotide messenger RNA. NCBI's taxonomy places the organism in Eukaryota, Viridiplantae, Streptophyta, Charophyceae, Charales, Characeae. The record is from the annotation of a GenBank genome assembly.
GGGUAGGACGGGACAAUUUCGGGAUAGGGGAAGGGGAAGUUGGAAUGGAAACCGGGAUGGGGGAAGGAAGAGGUCGGAGACGGGGAAGAGGGGGAGGCGGGGGCGAGAAUAGGAGGGGACGUCGGGAUGGGGCAGAAGCACGUCGGGAUAGGGAGGGGCGGGGAGAGGGAGAUCGGGAUGGGAGACGUCGGGAUAGGGCAAGGGGAAAUUGGAAUGGGAAUCGGGAUGGGGAAAGGAAGGGGUCGAAGACGGGGAAGAGGGGGAGGAGGGGGCGGGAAUAGGAGGGGACGUUGGGAUGGGGAAGAAGGGCAUCGGGAUAGGGGGGGAGGGGGAGAGGGAGAUCGGGAUGGAGGGAUGGGGAAGAAGGACGUCGGGAUAGGGAGGGAGGGGGGAGAGUUAAAGGAGGGAGGAGCGACAAGACCGGUCGUAGGGAUAGGGAGGGAGGGGGGAGAGGAAGGGAGCGAGGAGAGGUUUGGAGAUGAGGUCGGAGACUGGGGAAAGGGGGAGGCGGGGACGGAAUGGGAGGGGACGUCGGGAUGGGGAAGAAGGGCGUCAUCUAUCCUAGGCAGUGGCUCAGCAUUCCCAAUCCUGUCGUAGACACAAAGGCGAAUCAACUCCAUCAUCAAGCGAAACCAGAUUUCAAAUGAAUCUUACUGAACACACUGCAUCCCUGGACUCUGUCGAAUAGGUCAUAUAUCCUAGGCAGUGGCUCAGCAUUCUUCACUGUGAUAGCAUUCAAGCCUCUGUAGUCUAUGCAUAGCCUCAGUUCCCCACCUUUCUUUGGGACAAACAGGACAGGUGCUCUGACGUGUUGCUGCGGGACAUGUAAUUCAACAGGCACUCACACCAGGCACUACCUUUAACGUAUCUGGCUUGCAUUUAGUGGAAACACUGGGGGCGACAGAUGGACAAUAGUACUUAUUGAUGCCAGACAUCACAAAGGGUCCUAUAGUGAAAACAGAAUUUUUUGCGCGGCGUCCAUCCAGGUCGCAGCUGCCAAGCCUCCACCGGCUUACUGAUAGUCGAUCACUACGGACCUCCGUGAGGGCUGUAUGCGAGGAAACUUGCACAUACGGUUCGGGCAAAUCCACACCACGCAAAUAUGCGCUAAGUGCUCGACGUGGCCAGCUGGGCCUCGGCCCACCAUCCGAUGUUAAUAGAUGAGGACUGAUCUGAAAGAGAUGAAUCUAACCGCCCUUACGUAUAUGAUGCAACAAGUAAAUCAAGACUCCAUCU